Molecule: messenger RNA, 769 nt
Organism: Lathyrus oleraceus (garden pea)
Lineage: Eukaryota; Viridiplantae; Streptophyta; Magnoliopsida; Fabales; Fabaceae
Exons: 2
Coding region: 211-678 (155 amino acids)
Source: RefSeq, a predicted model, not a curated record
CUACCAUCUCUGUUUACUAAGGAUUUUGGAACAAAGGUCACUGAUUAUGUUACUUUAAAUGAUAGUAAUGACAACAAAUUUGAGGUUUUGGUGCAACAAAAGGAGAAUAACCUCUAUUUCACACAAGGGUGGUCCGAGUUACAUAAUUUUUAUAAUCUCAGAUUUGGUGCUUGGGUAACUUUGGUCUAUUUAGAACCUAGUAGGUUUGUUAUGCGAUUGAAAGACAGGUUCGGAAAAGAUGUUGUAGUACCAAAUUAUAAUCCACCACGUAAAUACACCCUUCAUCGUGAAGAUUCCCAAAACCAUAAUAUUUUUGGUCUGGCAAGGUUUCGUGAAACUCUAUCAUAUCAUCAUGAAAACGGUUAUUUUCAACAUGCAUUUGUGAAAUGGUUGGAUGUAUCUGAUGUUACAUCCGGAUAUCUGGCAAUAUCUUUUAAUGGGUUUGGUGAGUUGGUGAUGACAUCCGAUUGUACAGAAUUUUCAUUGGUUGAUGAUUCUGGACAUAAAUGGUUAUGCACAGUUGAUUUAGUUUUUGAUUCAAUCAAAUAUUUCAAGAUAGGCGGACAAUGGCAGAACUUUUGCGAAUGUAGAAGCCUAUGUGAAGGAACAAUUAUCAAGAUUGGUGCCCCAAAAUUAGGAAUUAAUAGAAUCUUUUACAUUACUCUGAAAGUGCUCUAGGGAUCUUUGCGUGUGCCUCUUUAAUGUAUUUAUGAAAUUUUAUGUUAUCUUAUUUCAGUUUAAUGAUAAAUGAAUUAGAAGUUAACCUUCA